This is a messenger RNA of Musa acuminata AAA Group (dessert banana), 2556 nucleotides long. RefSeq lists its product as uncharacterized. NCBI's taxonomy places the organism in Eukaryota, Viridiplantae, Streptophyta, Magnoliopsida, Zingiberales, Musaceae. The transcript has 8 exons. Bases 1647 to 2129 code for a protein of 160 amino acids. The record is from RefSeq and is a predicted model, not a curated record.
CAUAUAUUUUGUCACGUCCAUUGGGGAAAAGGAAUUCAAAGGUAUUCUCAAACAGUGGUCUGUCACCUUCUUUUUCUUAUAUGGUGGUACAUGUGCUUCGUUGGCAACGACUCGGAAGGAUUGCUGCUUGUAUCAGGAGUUAAACAUCUGAAUGCCGAACCACCAAUCUCUAUUGAAAGCUCGAGAACGAUGUGAAUUGUUCUUGCAAAAGUCUGUUGUUUGUAUGCAACGAUGGUGACGUUCUAUCUUUGUGACGGGGCAAAGCUCUUUGGUGUGGAUAUAAAGUUCUCCCAGUAUUUUAGUCUGCGAAAGGUACCAAAAGCAUGUGGCGUGAAAGUUUCAGAUCCCAGUGGCCGGCUGUGCGAGGCUCAGGACACGCGAGGCCAGAUAUGAUCAUAUACUCGACUUUGGGACAUGGCUAGGAGUGCUUUCAAGUGGCAUCACAAGAGUCAGUACUUUAUGUUGCUCAGGUUCGUAAACUCUCUUUUAAGAACAAUAGAUCGCAGAGUGACAUGACAUGUACGUUAUUCUUCUUCAUCUUUCUAGUAGAUAAGCUAAGGAUAUCAACAAAGAGACUAGUGGAUAAGAGUUAGGCAUGAUAAAGAUAAGGUCGAUUCAGAAGAGUCAACUCCUGUAGUCUUGGUGGCCAUGUUCAAGUGGAUAAGUCUCACCUACAGACCUUGGAACUCCUAGGGCAUAUAUCUUCCUUCCCACCAUCACAUGAAGAGGUGCCGUGACAUAUGCAGUUACCUCAUUUUUUAACGUACAUGAUGAAUCUGGCAUUUGGCAGUCUUUAAAUAUGAUCUUAUCAUAAAAAAGAGGCCAUAAUUUUGUAAUUCUGAAUCAUAUUUCUCACAUAUGAGACUACUCUUUUUUUUUUGUCUCCUUGUUGAGUCGAACAAUCCGGGACGACAUUUGCACCAAGUUCUACAACGUUUCUUUGACCCUUUGAAUGCAUUGCAUCUACCCACAAAUCCACCAUGGGAUUGCAUCAUGCUUGAUACACACAGUGGUAUUGAUCAAAAAGGUAACGGUUUGGAUCCUUUUUGGGCGUCAUAUUUUGGGGUGUUGGGGAAAGCAUUUCGCUGCAUUGAGAAGUUGUGGCCGUUCUUUAUCGGCUUGCGCACGUGUCGAUCCGGCACGCAACGACUGGUCUCAGGUGCACUUUGACGGAUACGGUGGGCCCCACAGGGUCUCUUGUCCUCCAGUGCACGCCCAACGAAAACUACGACGAUUUGAGGAGAGCAAGAAAGGAGGGCGAUGGAUCGGAGCUAAAUAUUUGGUAAUAGAGAGAGAAUUGGGGGCGGAGGCGACUCUGAAUCCAAGAAGAAAACACGUAUUUGAUUGGAUUCGGGAGGCGUUGAGUCUGCUGAGGUUCUAUUCAUCAUUGGAGAUUUCUUUCUGAGAAGCGAAGAUAAAGAGACGUUUCCAUGCCGGCACAUGCGAGCCAGAAGGUGCUGAGACGACGCGGGAGCAGCAGCAGCAGCAGCUGGUGAUCGCGACCCUUGUUUGCGCUCUUCGCCCUUCCCGUGUGUCCCUCUCGUCCUCUUUUUAUAUCUCCGCCUCCCUCGCCCUCUCAUAGCACACGCAGAUCGAGCAGAGGAGUCGUUGUUGGGAGAGGAGGAGAUCGAAGGGUAAAAGGGCCGAUGGAAGACGACAACUGUUCUCCUUCGUUCACGUCGCAAGCGGAUGAGGUUCCCGGGCGGAAGGGCGCGAAUCCCUCGUCAUCGUCCCCCGGCUAUUUCAGCACCGUCAUCCCUCCUGCUUCCGCGGUGAUUGCAAAGGAUCUAUCACAUUCUGACUUUUGCUGGACCUUGAACAAGCAGAGAAACGAAGGUGGCAGUGCGGGCGCUCAGAGAGCAACGUCAGAUUGCAAAUCGCAAGGCUGUCCAACUAAAAGACAAGUCACCAAGAACAAAGAUGAGAAAUCAGUCCAUCCCAAUGAAUCUGUAGAGUCACCAUGUUUCGGAUCAUCUGUGCAUUAUGGUGGUAGAGACUUCUACAUGAGCUCUUUGUCCAUGCAGACCACUGAAACUUCAGAAAGUUAUAAAACUGAUGAUGGAGUUGACUGGGGCAAUAGGCAUGCUGCUGACAGAGGUGACUGGUGGCAAGGUUCACUUUACUAUUGAAGAGGCAAAAUCAGUUUGCUCUCUGUUUGUAUAGAGAAGCGAGGCAGUUUCUAAAAUUUACCUUUCGACACUUCCUUUGUGAUGCUGGUAGGUGUCCGGGAAGCUACAAAACUUGAUGAUUGUCCCAGUAGUCAUGCAUAAUGUGGCGAGACGGUAUGCUUUCAGCCCAUGAAGUUGAUUUUUCUUUUAUAAUCCGUAGUCUGGAGAUUAGUAGACUAUUAACGUACAAGUGAAAGAGCAGACUUGUCUAGUUAUUUGGCUGUGAUAAAUGUGGACUUGUGUGGUUUAUCUAUUUUGUGUUCUGAGAUUGAUGUAGUUAGUAUACAGUAGUAUCAGGCCCUCACCUCCAACUUUAUUGCACCGAGGAUGCAGGGUUGCUCUGUAAUAUUAUCGUAUUAUGAAAUAAAUAUAAAAAAAAAAUUGUUUA